AUGGGCCCCCUAGCAAAGAUCGCAGCCGUAGUGCUGGCCAUUUCUUUCAUGACCUUCGUCGCCUUCUUUGGAAGGCUGCCUGCUCUGAGGCGGACCCCAGUUGCUUGGCUGUAUCGUCUGAUAUGGGUCUACAUCCCUCGAGCGGUAAUGGAUUUGGACCAGAAGCUCACCUCUGGUCGGCUCACAAGUUCGCUCUCCCGCUUCGGCACAUUCAUCAUGUACGAUAAGCAUCCAACCGUUCUAAUCUUUUUCGUUCUCCUGCUGUCCGUGUCCCAAUACAUCGCCGUUCCGCUAGCAUGGCCUCUCAUCAGCGCGGUCCAGAAGCUCACCCUCUCCAUGGCUGUCUUCUUCCCCUACCUCUUCACCUAUCUAGCCGCCUUCACGGACCCAGGAAUCAUCGACCCAUCCAACCACGCCUAUCACAUGUCUCAAUAUCCCUAUGAUUUCACGCUCUUCUACCCAGGCACCGACUGCCGCACCUGCCACCUUCUCAAACCCGCCCGUUCCAAGCACUGCUCCGUGUGCAAACGCUGUAUCAGUCGCAUGGACCAUCACUGCGUCUUCAUCAAUAAUUGCGUUGGUGCCAACAAUGCCCGAUGGUUCCUUUUGUGCCUCUUUUCGACCGCUGUACUCACAAGCUAUGGCGGCGCCCUUGGCAUGUCCCUUGUCAUCGAGCGCGCCGUGGCUCGCAAUCCGACCUGGUCGAUGCUGCCGUGGAGGGCGGUGCUGAGCGACGGCAGCCCCAUGUCUUGGAGCGCCUGGCUCCUUGCUUGGUCCUGGGGGCUCCACGAGCGGAUCAACAUUGGCGCCGUGAGCCUGCUCGCACUGCUGACGAGCCCCUUGGUCUGGGGCUUGCUCGGCUACAACAUGUGGAACGUCUAUACCGGAGUGACGACCAACGAGAGCAUGAAAUGGUCUGACUGGAAAGACGAGAUGGAAGACGGAUUCGCCUACAAGCGCAAGAUGGGCCCCGACCAUCCCAAGGACCCGCGAGUCGAGCCGAUGUGGACGAGGUGGCCGGUCGAGGCGGACCAGGUGCUCGUGAGGACUGAAAACGGCCGGCCGCCCCAUCCUUCUCUUAAGCUCGAGGGGAGCGGAGAGUGGGAGCAGGUGUGGAGACUAAAGGAUGUCGAGAAUCUCUAUGAUUUGGGUUUCUGGGACAAUCUUAUAGACGUCAUGGUGCCAGGGCAUUGCUUUAAUGACUCUGACAUGCCGGCCGUGGAGAGACGGGGACGUAGUAAAGCCACAGAAGCUCCUGUGUCUUGA
Messenger RNA from Thyridium curvatum, 1266 nucleotides. RefSeq lists its product as uncharacterized. Gene Ontology annotation, cellular component: endoplasmic reticulum; Golgi apparatus. NCBI's taxonomy places the organism in Eukaryota, Fungi, Ascomycota, Sordariomycetes, Thyridiales, Thyridiaceae. Gene Ontology annotation, molecular function: protein-cysteine S-palmitoyltransferase activity. The record is from RefSeq and is a predicted model, not a curated record. Gene Ontology annotation, biological process: protein targeting to membrane; peptidyl-L-cysteine S-palmitoylation. The coding region runs from base 1 to 1266 and encodes 421 amino acids. The transcript is spliced from 3 exons.